UGACAUGCAGCCGCUUUUGCCCUUGUCGUACCCUCAAUUCAAGGCCGUCGCCUCACUACUCUCUCUCUCUCUCUCUCUCUCUCACAUAAGUUUAUUUGAUACUCUUUUUUCUCCAUUCUCUCACUAAACAGCAGAAGAAGAGUCCUCCUAGAAUCUCCUUCCUCUGCAUCUUCGGGUCCUGAAAGAAAAAGUAGAGAGGGAGAGAGAAGUGAUGGAUUCGUAGACUGUGCUGUGCGGCAGAAUUGCAAGCGUCUUUUUGUGGCUUCACUAAAGUUGGGCUCUUUGGAGGUAAUGUGGAGGGUGCACUGCUUCUUCUUCAAUAGCUAUGGCCGCGGAUUCUUCUCACGGACUUGGACUUGAUCAGUCAAACAACGGCAAGUUAAGUAUGGAUAAAAAGAGAGAGUUUGUCUAUGAAGUAUCAAAGUGGUCAGACGGUGCCUCUGAAGUGUUACAGUCAUGGAGCCGCCAGGAGAUUUUACAGAUCCUAUGUGCAGAAAUGGGGAAAGAAAGGAAAUAUACUGGCUUGACAAAAUUGAAAAUAAUAGAGCACCUUCUGAAAGUUGUCUCUGAAAAGAAACCAGGGGGAAGUGAGGAUGUAACAGACCUUAAACCACAGUCAUCUAAUGCCACUGGCCAAAGAACUACUAAAAGGCAGAGGAAAACUGAGAAUCCAUCUAGACUACAUGUUCCGGAGAAUAGUAUUUCUAACAAUAGUAGUGGGAGUGACCUAGCCAAUACUACAUUCUGCAAAAACUCAGCUUGCAGAGCUACCUUAAAUCGAGAAGAUGCAUUUUGCAAGAGGUGUUCGUGUUGCAUCUGUCACAAGUUUGAUGACAAUAAGGACCCGAGCCUUUGGUUGGUUUGCAGCUCAGAGCCGCCGUUCGAGGGUAAUUCAUGUGGCAUGUCGUGCCACCUUGAGUGUGCUUUAAAACGUGAAAGUUCUGGUAUUGGAAAAGAGAGAGGACAUAGAGGACUGGAUGGGAGCUUUUACUGUAUAUCUUGUGGCAAAGUGAAUGAUCUACUUGGAUCCUGGCGAAAACAGCUAGUAAUAGCAAAGGAUACCAGGCGGGUAGACAUACUGUGCUAUCGUAUUUCCUUAAGUCAUAAGCUCCUCAAUGGGACUGCAAAGUAUCAAGAGCUUCAUGAGAUUGUGGAUGAAGCUAUGAUGAAGCUUCAAGGUGAAGUGGGUCCGCUAACUGGCUUACCAUUAAGGAUGGGUCGGGGUAUUGUUAACAGGCUUUCUUCUGGACCAGAGAUUCAGAAACUUUGUGCAUUUGCUGUGGAGUCACUGGAUUUGGUGCUUCAGAAAGCAACAUUUCCUCCAUUGGCCAAGCCUAAUGUACAAGAUCCAAGUUUUAUUGCUCCGGACAUGAUUAGAUUUGAGAAUGUCCGUGCUACAUCGCUCACCGUGGUUUUGAGUUCCGAAUAUCCUCCCUCAGAAAUUUUAGUUGGUUACAAAUUAUGGCACUGUAAGGCUGAUGAUAUGAAUUAUCCAACAGAACCGACUGCAACACUGUUGUUUGCACCAAAGACGAGAUUUGUUGUCACUGGACUAACUCCAGCUACAGAGUACUGUUUCAAAGUGACUUCGUUCAAUGAUUCAAGACAUUUAGGCAUGUGUGAAGUUCGGUUUUCCACAAGUACUGGUGAAGAUGAAGUCCCUAAUUGUUCAGUGACACAGAGAAGUCAGAGCCCAGCUACCAACUAUAGCAGCCUUUCUAAUCCUUCUUCAGUGGAAGAUGAAACUAAUAAUAUAACUCCAUAUGGUGAUCAAGCUGAUAACCGAGCAGACAACUAUAUUACUUUUUGCCAGGACACUGAUAAUACUGUCUCCGCUGAUUUAUCCAAUGAUGCUGUCAAUGGCAACAGCAUGGACAGAGGACCUACAGUAGAUAAAAUUUCGUUGCUGGACAAGGAGCACAUCAAUGGGAUGAUUGGCUCCAUAUCUAAAUCUGAUGUCAUAGAACUUGAGCACAAGCAAUCACCAGAAGGCCAUAUUGUCGAAGACAUCAGCACUGAUAACGGUUCAAAUUCCCCUGCUCGAACUGGAAUGGAAUGUGUCCCAUUUGGUGGUAGCUCAGAGGCUGGCUUACCCAUCACUCCUUGCAAAAUCGACCUACUUAAAGAUGGGCUGGGAAGGAAUGUAAGAUCAAAUUCCAGUAGCAAGGAUUUAAAAAAUGGAAGUGGGAAAGGAGAGGAACCCCAAGAUGGCAGCACAUCGAAGAAGAGAAGUGCUGAAAGGAAAGAUGAGGAGUGUGUGGCAAACAACAUCUCAGAUAGGGAUUUUGAGUAUUACGUGAAGAUUAUCAGAUGGUUAGAGUGCGAGGGACAUCUCGAGCAGAACUUCCGGCAGAAAUUUCUUACCUGGUAUAGCUUGAGAGCUACCCCUCAGGAGGUAAGGAUUGUGAAAGUGUUUGUAGAUACCUUUAUAGGAGAUCCUGCAUCGCUUGCAGGGCAACUUGUCGACACCUUCUCAGAGAGUAUUUCGAGUAAGAAAUCAUCUGUCGUGCCAAACGGGUUCUGCAUGAAGCUUUGGCAUUAAGUUACUUGCAAGCAUAAGUACUUGUGGAUCUCCUCUCCUCCUAGCAUUUGUUAUUUAUGUCGUAUCAUCAAUUCUAGUACCAUUCCUCAUUUGCCAUUCUUAUGAUGUAAAAAUUGCUAGAAUUCUUCUUAUUACGAUGUAGGUUUGAAAUUGGCUUCAUUCAUUCAUAUAAACUGAUAUGUUGUUUCUA
Molecule: messenger RNA, 2732 nt
Organism: Pyrus x bretschneideri (Chinese white pear)
Lineage: Eukaryota; Viridiplantae; Streptophyta; Magnoliopsida; Rosales; Rosaceae
Product: VIN3-like protein 2
Exons: 5
Coding region: 326-2542 (738 amino acids)
Biological process (GO): vernalization response; epigenetic regulation of gene expression
Molecular function (GO): protein binding
Source: RefSeq, a predicted model, not a curated record